CGCCGAGUGCAGCUUUGUUUUGCCGUAUAGAUGAAUCCGAAAAGAAACAACGAACACAUUUCAGAAACCGGUCAGUUCGCAUCAGUCAAUGCUGCGGAGUAGUUCUCUCGUAAGAAAUCGCGAUGAUCACUUGUUUACGUGCUGCUGCAUUCUUCGCAUUGUGUUUGACGCUAGUUCAAGGUCAACGUAUUUCCAAACGGAAAUGUUCGGAGUUUCGCGAGCAAACGAUUCAGCGAGCCCAAUUCAUCUAUCUGCUACCAAAACCUGAUCCGAUUUUGCUAGAAGUUUUCAAUUGCUCCAAGACGGUCAAUCUAAUCAUCAACGGAGAAGAUGCCAAACCGGGAGAGUUUCCUCACCAAGCGUUGAUCGGAUGGCGAUCCGAGAAAGAUCCAGGGAAGCAUAAUUUUAUCUGCGGUGGAUCGCUGAUAAGUGAACGAUAUGUGCUAACAGCAGCUCAUUGCUUCAUACCCGGACGACCCCAGAUUGUUCGACUUGGAGAAAUAGAUUUGACGAACGAUAAUGAUAAUCAAGACGAUUAUGAAAUUGAGGACUACAUUCUUCAUCCACAGUACAAAUUCGCCGCUUCAUACCACGAUAUUGCACUAAUUAAGUUGGCAGAAGAUGUAACAUUUUCAUUCUUCGUUCGACCGGCUUGCCUCUGGGACACAUUGGCUAUGAACGUUACGAAGGUGGUUGCCACCGGGUUUGGCUUUACUGAAGAGCUAAAAAUGUCGGAAAUAUUACAAAAGGUGCCGCUGGAUAUUUUUAACAAGGAUGAAUGUGUGCAACAAUACGCCGGCCAGCGGAAGUUCAAGCAGGGCAUCAUCGAUCAGCAGCUUUGCAUUGGCAGUGAACAUGAGGAAAGGGACACCUGUCAGGGCGACUCCGGCGGGCCAGUUCAGAUUAUUACGGAAACAAAUGGAUGCAUUCACCAUGUGCUGGCCGUGACCUCUGCCGGGUCAUUUUGUGGGAUUGGUCGUUCCCCUGCAGUUUACACCCGGGUGUCAAGCUACAUCGAUUGGAUUGAAAGUAUCGUUUGGAAAAAGUGACGAUGUACCUAUUAAAAUAUAUGUAUUUUGAUUUCUAUUACAUAAUUGAAUUUUGUAA
Molecule: messenger RNA, 1107 nt
Organism: Aedes aegypti (yellow fever mosquito)
Lineage: Eukaryota; Metazoa; Arthropoda; Insecta; Diptera; Culicidae
Product: serine protease snake
Exons: 3
Coding region: 123-1049 (308 amino acids)
Biological process (GO): proteolysis
Molecular function (GO): serine-type endopeptidase activity
Source: RefSeq, a predicted model, not a curated record